AUGGCCAAUUUUCGUAAUUUUUUUUUAAUUCGUGAUAAGGAUUUGUUCGCCAGUGGGAUCAAAAGGUUCUAGGGCCGGAUACCAAGCAAUAAUAACCUCGUCAGAAGCACGGGUGCAUGGAAAAGUGUUUCUCAGGGGAUUUUAUGUUGUGAAAUCUGAGACGUUGACAAGGAAAAAUAGUGGAGACAAGGGUUUUCACAAACACUAAAAAUGGCACAGCAAAAUCAGUUACUCUUCAAUCUGAGUGUUCCCUACAACCCCAUAAACAUGGUUACCCAGUUCCACAAUCCAGGCCCAGUUGUCAUUGAGCGACUUGCUGGAGGAAAACAGACAAGACAAGAUGGCACCCGUGAAAAUCCAGAGGAACCAGUGCAGUUCAGUGUCGUCUCCAAAGAAAAGCUCUCUUUUGCAAUGCAGCUUGCUAGGCGGGACAUGAAGAACAAAAUACAUGAGCAAAAGCACCAGCACUACAGACAGCAACUUGAAGAGAGAGGGGAAUCAGCAAAACCACCAAAGAAAGCAUGCAAAAAGAAGGGUGUGAAUCAGAAAGCCAGCAAAUCAUUUAAAAAACCAAGUAGUCCAGAUUCCAAGAAGUCCAAUAUCAAUCUCCACAGGAGGUCGGUGAAGACACAGACACCUCCUUCAAAGAGGUCUCCUCUACUGUUUCUGCAGUCAUCUUCCCAGCCAGGUGAUGAAAGGGAAGUGAAAGGAACACAGGUUGUCAACAAAGCAGAUUCUUCGUCCAAAUCCACUUCAGCUUUAAGGAGUGUCAAGUUGCAGCAGAAUCAGGAGAUUUCAAGACUGAACAAGGAACUCAAGACAUGUGUGGAGAGAAUAAAUACUCUUUCCAAACAAGUUUCAGAACCUACAGCUGUGAAUAGCUCUCCAGAUAGGACAGCUACACUAAGAGCGGGAUUAGAGGCGCUAAUGAGAGCCGACCCAAAUCAAGCUAAAAGGUCAGAGGUCAUGAAUCCAAGGAGACAGAGAAAGCCAGUGGAAAGAAGACGAUUUCAAAGCAGUAGUGUUAUUCUUCCAAUGUCUAUGAAAUCAAGGCAUCAUACCAAAGAGAAACAUGCACCGACAGAGGGAUCCAUGCACUUCACUCGCCCUACCAAGUCCUCAAAAUCCAAGGGUAUAGCUGCAGGAGACGUGAUCAGAAAGGUGAUCACCAGGACUUCACCAAGGGGAGAAGUGAAAUCAGCAUGGGCACCACCAGGAUCCCCUCAGAGCUUUCAUAAGAUGGCCACCUCACGUGUGAGUAGUGAUGUUGCUGACUAUGAAGAGAUUGAGUCUUUGGUUGUUAGUCCAGGCAGAGGAAGGACUGGUCAUCUUGGAGGGAGAGGGUUACAGGAAAGAGAUGAACAUCAUAGACAUCGCAUGGGAGACACAGGGGAGAAAAUGACCAGAGCAAGACCAAAACAUGAGCAGAUUGAUAGAGGUGGAUCUUACGAAUGGAAAUCCAGCAGUGCACGCGUAGCCAGCGCAGAAAGAGCAAGAAUGAAGUCUCAAGGUCAACUGAAAAGCUCAGGGGACACGGAGAGUACUUCUCAUGGCAGGUAUGCAAAGAUUGAUUAUGAACCAAGGGAAGGUGAUAAGAGUCGGUUGGAUGAGUUCAGCAAAGAAACAGGAGGUCAUAAACAUACUGCCAGGAGGAAAGUCAUGUUUGAUCGACCGGUAGAAAGCGGUAGCUCCAUUGGAACAAUAGAUCAUGGUCACCCUGUCCAAAGUCAUGGAACAUCUAAGAACAGUCUUUACGCUCAUAGACAUGUACAUACAAGGAAGCAAAAUGAAGACGAUGGACACAGAUAUACCAGUUUGUACGACAGGAUUGAUAGUGAACAAGAGAUUGGUCAAUCUGAAAAGUAUGGUAGCAAAAGAAAUCUUCGGAUAUCGUCUGAUCCAACUUUAAAGAAUACGAAGGACAGGAUCACAGACCUCUUAGUAGAUGAGAUAUUAGAGGAUGCGGUGCAGGAGCUGGAGAGACUAGAUAACGAUACCAUGAUAACGAGACAGGCUCAGAUUAUGCAUGAUACCCCUACUUUUGAGAACCUCCUACAAGAACUGGAAUACAUGGAGAUGGAAGAAGAGAGAAUACGCCGACGAUGGAAGCAAGUGAAGUACGAUGACCCACAGGUCUCAAGGUCAGAAGGAUGUCAAGGGUCCAAGGUACAUGAGGUCUGGAUGAGGGGAACCCCACUUGAUGCUCAGCAAAUGGAAAGGCUGAGUGAUGUUCCUGGGCAACACACCGCUAUAUCCUUGACCAACACUGGACAGCCUGGCAACCAAGGUACCAGUAAGAUCUGCAUUCAUCCCGUCAGACUAGAUAACCCUGCUCAUGAUCAUGAUGAGAAGGACAUGAGUAGCAGAGCAGGACAAUCCAAUCAGCCUAUCCAUCUAGAACCUUCUCUACCACUUAGGAAUGGUCUCCUGAUUCCAGAUGACACUGCAAGGGACCAGCCAUUGGAAGCUGUAGGAGCCAGCGUGAGAGAAGGUGGUGGGAUACCAGUCUUUGUCCCUAGCGACAUGAUGAAGAGGGUACAGGAGAGUCGAGAGGAAUUUGAAACCCAUCUCAAGCGCACCUCCCAUUUCGCCUAUGGCACAUUCAAUCCUUGGAAGCUAGUUGAAAAGAUCUCAGAUGAACUGGUCGAUGACAUUAUUUCAGGUAUCACAGAUGAAGUGGGUGAUGUUAUUGGUAACUAUGUUGAAACUCUCUACUCAACAGAAUUUGAUGUGAAGACAGAUGAUGCAUCAUUGAAAGAAAAGGCACGCAAAGCUCUCUUCACGUAAAUUAACCUUUAGCCCUGUACCAGCUAUCUCAUCGUUAGAACCAACAAAUGGACUCUUGGUGCGACACAAACUCUAUAUUAUGAUAAUGGGGGGCAUUUAAACUGCAAGCAAAAACCUUGGGCUUUUCUCACAUUCUUGAGUUUCGUCAGAAGUUGCUAGGCAACUACCCAUAAAUCUGAUCCCCCAAAACCCACCUCUGGAGUUUGUUUUUUAAACUCCAGCUGAAACUCCUGUUUUUUCAAUGUAUAUAAAUGUUUGCUCUCAAAACACCAUUAAAUUAUUUAAGUUUUCGCUCACUUCCAUGCUACAGCAUGCAGAACAGCAACAAUUAGUACAUGAGUACUUCUCACCCCCAAAACCCUGAAUGUUUAGACUUACAAGCAAUUACUUGCGGGCUCAUACUGGUUUUUCUAAUAGUGUAAAUCAUUUUUUUGUUGCUGUGUAAAUGGGCCUGAUGAAGGUUGCAUUUACAAAAUACUUUGUAUUCUCCAGAAAGAGCUUCAUCCAGAGGCUCAAAUGCACUGAGUACUGGUAAAGGUUAUGUGGUCUAAUGGAUAAGUCCCAAAACUAUAGAUCAAAGGGUACAGGUAGAGGUGUCAUAGUCGAGUGGUUCAAGCACUUGAGUUGAAAUGCAGAGGUUGUGGAUUCAAUUCUCGAAACAGCACUAAUGUCCUUUAGAAAUGCAUUAAUCUACAUACAUUUGCCACUCCAUACCCAGGAGAGAAAUGGGGAUUGGUAAGAUGACGAAAGCCUUAAGUUUGUAAUAAUAGCCAAGUGCCGUAUUGUUUAUUCUAGAAAGAAAAGACCACACGACCGAGUCAUACAUUUUGAAAAAAAAUUACAUUUUAUUUAGAUUGUGUGUAGGAACAAAUGUGAAAGAUGUCUGGUAAUACAUCCAGUAACAUUACCGAUUCAGUCACUUUGAGGUCCCCAUACUUAUUCAUCUAUGUAAAGUGACUACAACUUUAAAAAGUUACUUACUUUGUGUCCGAUUUCAUUCAAAUUUUCACGAGUUAGCUCAUAUGAUUUUUCUGCUUUAUAGUCUUGGAGAUUAUAUUGCUUUUAAGAUUGGAUUUCCUUCUUUUUCUUCCUUUUUUUUGAAAAUGAAUCUGUGUGUUCAAUUUUAUGCAUGUGUGGGCAUACUUUCAGGUCUUACUUCAAAUUUACCAAACAAUAGUUUGUGUACAGCUAGAAUGUAUAAAAAUCAACCUAAAAAUCUUUAUCUGGUUUUCUAUGGGCUAACAAAUAAGGAAUAUGAAGAAAAUAAAGAAAAACAGCACACAGAACCCAAGUCACACUAUGAAUAUGACUGACAAAGAAAGCGGACAAAAUAUACAGUU
Messenger RNA from Strongylocentrotus purpuratus (purple sea urchin), 4127 nucleotides. Its product is annotated as protein moonraker. NCBI's taxonomy places the organism in Eukaryota, Metazoa, Echinodermata, Echinoidea, Camarodonta, Strongylocentrotidae. Gene Ontology annotation, cellular component: centriolar satellite. The record is from RefSeq and is a predicted model, not a curated record. The coding region runs from base 211 to 2787 and encodes 858 amino acids. The transcript has 8 exons. Gene Ontology annotation, biological process: centriole replication; protein localization to centrosome.